This is a messenger RNA of Astyanax mexicanus (Mexican tetra), 2231 nucleotides long. RefSeq names its product serine/threonine kinase 17a (gene stk17a). The transcript is spliced from 7 exons. Gene Ontology annotation, molecular function: protein serine/threonine kinase activity; ATP binding. The coding region runs from base 382 to 1575 and encodes 397 amino acids. The record is from RefSeq and is a predicted model, not a curated record. Lineage: Eukaryota; Metazoa; Chordata; Actinopteri; Characiformes; Acestrorhamphidae. Gene Ontology annotation, cellular component: nucleus. Gene Ontology annotation, biological process: positive regulation of apoptotic process; intracellular signal transduction; protein phosphorylation.
CUGCUGCUGUUUGGAGUGAGCGAAGCAGAGAGCUGCUGGGGAGCUGGAGAAGUUGGAUAGUGAGUUAGUUAGCAGGCUGGUUAUUUAGCCUGUUCCUGCAGAAAACAGCAGAUUUUCAUACCCUCAGACUGUGGAGGAAGAUGAAGGUUCUGUUAGUCGACUUUUUAUAAGCGUAUAAUUUGAAUUAGAGCGGUUAUUUGCUGUAGUUUAGUAUAUUUAGUUAGCUAACAGUAAGCGUUACUGAGUGAACUGUGGGCUGCAGUCAGUAAGUGAGUGAGUGAGUGAGUGAGUGAGUGAGUGAGUGCGAGUUUCGCUGUAACGUUAAUUUACCGAUAAAAAUAAGCGUUUCUCCAGCGUGUAUCGCUCACCCAGUCCGCCGGUAUGAUCCCCGAGUGUCCGGUGAGGAGCCGGGCUCAGUCCAGCAGCCUCAGCCGCUCUGGUUUACUCAGCGAGGUCAAGACCAACAUCAGGACAGGGCCCUUCUCCGACCACUACAGCCUCAUACCUGGGAAAGAGCUGGGCAGGGGGAAGUUUGCAGUGGUGAGGAAGUGUGUGGAGAAAAGCACCGGUCGAGAGUAUGCUGCAAAGUUUAUGAGGAAGAGGAGAAAGGGCCAGGACUGCCGAACAGAAAUCAUUCAUGAGAUUGCUGUUCUGGAGCUGGCAGCUUCCUGCCAACGAGUGGUCAACCUGCAUGAAGUUUACGAGCUUCCCAGCGAGAUGGUGCUCGUUUUGGAGUUUGCUGCCGGUGGUGAGAUCUUUAACCAGUGUGUGGCAGAAAGAGACGAGGCCUUUAAGGAGGAGGAUGUGAAGCGAUUAUUGAGACAGAUCCUUGAGGGCGUCUCCUUCCUUCACAAGCGUGAUGUUGUUCAUCUGGACCUAAAGCCACAAAAUAUUCUUCUGACCAGUAACAACCCUCUUGGGGACAUAAAGAUAGUGGACUUUGGUCUGUCACGGAUGGUGAGCAAUAACCAGGAAAUCAGGGAGAUCAUGGGCACACCAGAAUAUGUCGCCCCUGAAGUUCUGAAUUAUGAGCCCAUAAGCACAGCCACCGAUAUGUGGAGUAUUGGUGUCCUUGCCUAUGUGAUGCUGACUGGUAUCUCUCCAUUCUUGGGAGAUGAUAAGCAGGAGACCUUCCUGAACAUCUCCCAGAUUAACAUCAGCUACACAGAAGAAGAGUUGGAACAGUUGGAUAAGGCUGCCAUCCAGUUCAUCAAGUCCCUGCUCAUCAAAGAGCCUGAGGGCCGUGCCACUGCUGAGGAGUGCCUGAAACACCAGUGGCUUCAGACACAGGAGAAAAAUUCUGUGGAGGAGCCAGCGAUGCAGAAAAGUGCCUCCACCUCAGUCUCAGAGCCAGCCAGCCCAGAGAUCUCCUCCCAGCAGAGAACAGAAGAGGAGGAGGAGGAUGGAAGAGUGACGGAGGAGCUCAUUGUGAUGGCCGCUUAUACUCUGGGUCAGUGUCGGCAGUCCUCAGACAAGGAGAGUCUGACCCCGGACCAGAAGGCCAUCUCCAAGCGAUUCAAAUUCGAAGAGCCCUUCCCUGCCCUCCAGGAAGUGCCCGGAGAAUUCAUCUACUGAACCACGUGUUGGCCAUCCAGCCGCUAAGCUCCAACUAACGCCCGCACUUCAGACGAGAACGUCUUUUCCUUUCUACUUUAACCCACCUCAUUGUUUGACCCUGUAAGCCAAAAUGUGUAUUCUUUGUUUGUUUAUUUUAUUAUUAUUUUAUAUCUAAUGUUUGUGCUGCUUCACUCAUACACAGUUCUGUAACUGAAGACUAAGCCUUGCUGUGGUACUCUGGUUCUUCUCCCCAUUUUCCCUUUUGCUUUUUUCCUUUUGGUGCCAUGCUUGCAAUUGUAUGAAAAUGUGGGCCAUGAACUGAAUCUCAUCUCAUUUAUCUUUCCCUCUGUUUUUUUUGUUGCAUUUCCUAUAUUUUCAUCUUUGGUUACAACUUUUGUAAACAUAAAUAUUGUUGUUUGUGCAGGGGGAGGGUGGGGCUAAAGAAAUUAUAUGUAAAUGGAAUAAAUUUUAAGAGUUGUGUCUAUACUUUUUAAAAGCCAUUUAUGUGUUUGCAGCUCGUCCAGUGUGAUUGUGAUUGUCAGGCCAACCCUUUUUAUAAAAAGCCCUUUAGUUAUGAUUGUAAAUUGAUGAUAGGUCAGAGUAUAUCUUUUAAAUGAUGACACAUUUGAAAGUUAACUGUCCUGAUAUUGUAAAUAAAGUUCCUCUCCAAGCUG